UUACUUUUUAUUAUUGACUAUAGUGUGAGUGUCUGUUUACAAAUUUUCUGAAAAUACAAAUCAAUUCAUUUUUUCAUAAGUGAAUUACGUAAACGCGACAUAAAUGUAAGGACACUAUUUUGUUACAAAUUAUAUGUGUGAUUUAUAUUUAUUUAAGACGGAAGAAAAUCAUAAAGUAGAUAUAAUCAAGUUAAAAAUGGAAAAUGAUCGUGAAAAUCCACAAGGCGGUGUAGUACGUGAGAUAAAGAACCCAUUUUUCGCGGUUAAAAAGUAUAGUGACUUUGACAAACCUUCUCCGAAAUAUGGCAAACCGGUUGAAAUGGGGUCAUAUUCACUGGACAUCAACAAGAAGUUUAUCGACUCAGAUGUAGGUCUAAGAUAUUACAUUCAACCGCCGAAUUUACAAAAAGUAUAUUUUGAUUUGAAUCAUGGAUUUGAAACAAGACAUAUAAAGGAAAGGGGACGUGAUAUAAAUAUCCUGUAUUGGAUAAAAGGCCAUAUGGGAACAGAAGAAGCUAGUGAAAGGCUAGACGCUGAUUUUGUCACACAGCGUGGAUUGAUUACAAAAUUACUGCUUACGCCUUAUGAGGAAGAUGAAGGCUGGUAUAUAGCUGUAACACUCUUCAAUGGAACUUAUUAUCUGAAUGAAGUCGAGUCCGAUGAGAAAAAGGAGAGAGAAAGAAAAACAGUAGAUGACAUAGAAAGCUGUCGAGGUUGGAAAUUUGAGCAAUAUCUAACAGCAGAUGCCGCAGAUGGGCAACCGAACACAGAAAUUCCGUACAACAACUGUGAAGGAUUUUAUAAAGUCGUCAAGUCAAAGCUAAAAAGUCAUUCUUUAGUAUUUUCCGGAGAGAUAGACGCUGUCAAAGUUGAUAGAGUGAGAGGUAACUCAUAUGUUGAGUUUAAAACAACUAAGGAUUACAGAAUGGAACAAAGACAUCUCCGGAAUUUCCAGAGGUACAAAACGAAAAAAUGGUGGGCACAAAGUCAUCUGACAGGUACCAAAGAAAUAGUUUGUGGUUUCAAAGAUGAUAAUGGCAGUGUGAAAAGGUUGCAUACUUUCGAUACACCUAAGCUGCUUGAUAUUGCAAAGGAUGCCCGUGAUCCAUGGAAACCGAAUGUGUGUUAUAAUUUCUUGGACGCGUUUUUAUCUACUAUCAAAUCAAAAAUAACUCACGAUGACUACAGAAUAGUCUAUACACUCAAGUGGAGCCCACAUGAACCGGUUAUAAUAAGCCAACCGCUGAGGGACUCGGAGUUUAAUUUCCUUCCCGAAUGGUAUGUGACGGGGAUGCAAACCUCUGAGGGAGCCAGAGUACAAGCUUCUCCCUAAAUAGUAUGUGAACAAGAUGCAAGCCACUCCCAAGUGUUUUAACUACAUUGUAUGUGGCCAGAAUGCAAACCGCCGUUAAAUUAUUCAGACUCCAUUUACUUUCCUGAAUGAUUUAUGGAUAUGACAAUGUUAUACUUUGACGAGAUAAUUUCGUAUAACUUGAUAUAAGAGUAUUGCUUUCGUGUGUCCUUAUAACUGACAUAUAUACAUGUGAUUUGAUAAUACGUUUUUCACAAUUGUGAUAUCUAGAUUUAUUUUUGAUAUUGUCAUUUUGAAUGUUGCUACGAAUUAGUAGUAAAUAAAAUGAAAAUGAAGUUGAAUUAGUUAGCAAGGAGAGAAAAGUAUAAAAAAAUUAAACCUUUAAUUCUUAUUUCACGGUAUAUUCUUGUUAAAACUUAAAACUCUCUGUCAAUUUGAAAAAGGAAAAAUAUCAAAUUUGAACCUCUUAGAAGCGUAACAGUUUUGGAAUUUUUUUUCCAAUGCAACAAUUCUGACAUGUUUUCUUCUAAUCGAACACUGCAGGAAAUUAUGUAAACUUAAUUAAACAAAACAUACUAUUUUCGGAAAGGAAACUCAGUUUCUAACACCAACCUCUAUGCAGUCGGUAGGCAAUUAUAUUUAUACAUGCUUUAUUAAUAUGCAAAAAUAUAUGAAAAUUAUCGGCAUAAUAUCAAUUGAACACAGCAAUUAUUAUAUAAUAUAUAAAUCAUACACUAAA
Ruditapes philippinarum (Manila clam) is the source of this 2051-nucleotide messenger RNA. Its product is annotated as decapping and exoribonuclease protein-like. The coding region runs from base 134 to 1333 and encodes 399 amino acids. The record is from RefSeq and is a predicted model, not a curated record. Gene Ontology annotation, molecular function: mRNA 5'-diphosphatase activity. The transcript has 7 exons. Gene Ontology annotation, biological process: nuclear-transcribed mRNA catabolic process; NAD-cap decapping. NCBI's taxonomy places the organism in Eukaryota, Metazoa, Mollusca, Bivalvia, Venerida, Veneridae. Gene Ontology annotation, cellular component: cytosol; nucleus.